Messenger RNA from Aspergillus bombycis, 999 nucleotides. Its product is annotated as GTP cyclohydrolase I. Gene Ontology annotation, molecular function: GTP cyclohydrolase I activity; zinc ion binding; GTP binding. Gene Ontology annotation, biological process: tetrahydrobiopterin biosynthetic process; tetrahydrofolate biosynthetic process. The record is from RefSeq and is a predicted model, not a curated record. The coding region runs from base 1 to 999 and encodes 332 amino acids. The transcript is spliced from 4 exons. Lineage: Eukaryota; Fungi; Ascomycota; Eurotiomycetes; Eurotiales; Aspergillaceae. Gene Ontology annotation, cellular component: cytoplasm.
AUGAGUUCUGGAUCUCCCCCCCAAGGCCCGAAGCCCAAAUCCGCUGUUCCGCCUCGUCUGUUGAACGGGAGCUCUUCUCUCAACUCCCCCAUGAACUCUCGUGGUGCUCGCGAAAGGGAGAGUCUCAACUCAUCUAUUCGCUCCUCAUUCGCCCCCCGCGUCCCGGCGGAGUUCAAUUUGCCAGAGACAGUUGUACAUCCUGUCGAUGAGUCUACGCCUGUCACUAAAGAAUUGAAUACUGACUCACGCGCGGUGAAGCCAUCUUUGAAUGACGUGCCGGGUGAUUCAAGAGAUGACACCCGGGCUUUGAGCCCACCAUCGACAGCUAGCCGCCCAGCAAGUCCAUACACUCUGUAUCCUCCAAUCGAUUUUGAUGGACUGAGCUGGCCUUGCCCUGGCACAAGGGCGCGGCUGGAGUCUUCGCCUGAGGAAACGGAAGAACGAGUUAAAAAAUUGGCAGGGGCAGUGAGAACCAUCCUAGAGUGUAUUGGGGAAGAUCCGGAAAGAGAAGGUUUGCGGGAAACCCCAGAGAGAUAUGCGAAAGCCAUGCUCUACUUCACCAAAGGCUACGAGGAGAAUGUCAGGGAUUUGGUCAAUGGUGCAGUUUUCCAUGAGGACCAUGAUGAGCUAGUUAUUGUCAAGGAUAUCGAGGUCUUCUCUCUAUGUGAACACCACAUGGUUCCCUUUAUGGGAAAGAUGCAUAUCGGCUAUAUCCCCGAUCGCCGUGUUCUUGGGCUUUCUAAACUGGCACGCCUAGCGGAAAUGUUCUCCAGGAGACUACAGGUGCAGGAACGCCUUACCAAACAAGUCGCGCUCGCCAUAUCGGAGGUCUUGAAGCCACUAGGUGUUGGUGUCGUCAUGGAAUCCUCGCACCUCUGUAUGGUGAUGCGCGGUGUGCAAAAAACAAGUAGCACCACCACAACGAGCUGCAUGUUGGGAUGCAUGCGAUCUAGUGCAAAGACCAGGGAGGAAUUCCUGACUCUUCUGCACCGAAGAUAA